Molecule: messenger RNA, 1221 nt
Organism: Phycodurus eques (leafy seadragon)
Lineage: Eukaryota; Metazoa; Chordata; Actinopteri; Syngnathiformes; Syngnathidae
Gene: lyve1a
Product: lymphatic vessel endothelial hyaluronic receptor 1a
Exons: 6
Coding region: 65-988 (307 amino acids)
Biological process (GO): cell adhesion
Cellular component (GO): plasma membrane
Molecular function (GO): hyaluronic acid binding; transmembrane signaling receptor activity
Source: RefSeq, a predicted model, not a curated record
GGAGUCCACGUCAUUUUCCGCUGUUUCUCAUUUGCCCGCUGUUGAACUCGGGUGUCCUUUCCAAAUGUUUUAUCCGCUCCACUGGCGGGCCUCGCUCUCGGCCCUUCGACCCGACUUCCCUCUUCCGCUUCCUUUCCGUUCUGGCAACGGGCAAAGAGUCGCCGACGGCCCAACGAGAGCCGAUCGCCGCUAUUUAACCCCGUCGAAUUGGCGGGGGCGCGCCCAGAGCGCUCGACACUCCGUCCGCAUUCAUUUCUCGCCUCCGCCAGAAGCCAUGAAGAGCAUUUUCCUUUUUGCCGCCGCGGCGCUGUCUGUCGCCGCCGUCGUCUCGCAGCGGAACGUCACAAUGAACCUGCAAGUGUUCCCGGCAAAGAGCGUCGCCGGAGUGAUCCAGAUCAGCCUUGUGAAUGACAAAAAGCAGCCCGUGUACGGUUUCGAUAUCACCGAAGCGCGAAACCUUUGCGCUCACCUCGGACUCGACCUCGCCUCCAAAGACCAAGUCACCGAAGCCCACAAUCGGGGCUUAGAGACGUGCAGGUUCGGGUGGAUUGAUGAGCAUUUUGCAGUCAUCCCUCGCGUCCGGGCGCUCUUGAACUGCGGCCAAAACCGGACCGGCUUGGUCCCGUGGCGAGCCGCAUUGGACAAAAAGUUUGACGUGUUUUGUUUCAACCAAUCAGAUUACACGGCAGAGGAAGAAACGACGACCCCGGUUUCCUCGGACUCCCUGAGUCCGACACCCGCUCUCUUCGUUUUGGACCUUUCUUCGACCUCCGACCUCUCGUUGCUGGACAGCCUGGAGCGGGCACAGCUGGCCCGCUUAUCCGGCGGCGACCAAAGCUCCGGGAGAGGAAAAGCGAUUCUCAUCACCUCGGCCUGCGCCGUCCUCCUUGCUGCCGUUGCCGUCCUUGCGUACGUGAAAGUGAAGAGGCGCCUCCACAGGGCUGACGCGGCCCAAGAGCGAGGAGAAGUCGUUGAGAGCAGCAGUUAAAUGAUGGCCCCGAGCUAUCCUCCGUCCGAUUUCAGCUUUAUUGUGUCUUGCGUCUACUGUUCAAUGCAGCAGCCUGUAAGAAUGUUCUGUAUGUACAGUAGAGCCACUGGAACAAUCACAAUCAUUUGUUUUUGUCAUUUGGAUUUUGGAAGUACGUGCAAGUAAAGUAGACUAGACAUCAUUUAUCCGUGUGUAACAUCCCAUUUGUCCAAACUAAACUGUGUGCAAAGCUU